Molecule: messenger RNA, 312 nt
Organism: Symbiodinium natans
Lineage: Eukaryota; Dinophyceae; Suessiales; Symbiodiniaceae
Source: the annotation of a GenBank genome assembly
AUGCGGCCAGUCUUCCGGGCCUGCAUCACGGGGCUUCCGCCGCAGUCAGCACCUGCGAGCCCGGGAAAGCUCGCCUUGGCGGACUUUUGCGCACGCCUGGUGUCGCUUAUGCUCGGAAACCUCGUCAGGCGGAAGCUCCGGUUUGUGGGCCGAGGGGCGCUGCCGGGACCUAGGCUGUGGAAUGCGGCAGCGCGGCCAAGCAAUUCGGAGAACUGUGGCGCCGCCCGCGUCAGCAGCAUGCGUGGCACGCACUCUGGCGUGGCACGAGCACGGCCGGCUGGCUGCAAGAUGCGGCGGCGCGGAGCUCGCUGA